Populus trichocarpa (black cottonwood) is the source of this 1266-nucleotide messenger RNA. Its product is annotated as nudix hydrolase 16, mitochondrial. The transcript has 4 exons. The coding region runs from base 328 to 900 and encodes 190 amino acids. Gene Ontology annotation, cellular component: cytoplasm; nucleus. The record is from RefSeq and is a predicted model, not a curated record. NCBI's taxonomy places the organism in Eukaryota, Viridiplantae, Streptophyta, Magnoliopsida, Malpighiales, Salicaceae. Gene Ontology annotation, molecular function: hydrolase activity.
GGAAGUCUCUCUAGGUUAAAAAAACCCCACCAGCAACAAAGAAACGUUUCGUUUUUUCUUCUUGCAACCGGCUAACCGGCUGUUCCAGGCGGUUACGAUGAAGAAUCAAAGAAAAACAAUUCGCGGCAAAAAGAAAAGGAAAGGAAAAACAAGAAUUCAGUAACUUUUCUUGAAUUUUAGAGAGAGAGAGAGAGAGAUCAACUAUGUGUGCGAUUCUUGUUCCAUGCUUUUCUUUUUUUAGCAAAAUCGAGAGGUUAUUGUUUUCGUAGCAGUAUUUUCUUGCUUCUUCUUCUUUUUUUUUCUUUUAGUUUGGACCAUAUUUGGCAUAUGACAGAAUUGGUGGCUCGCACUGGCCGCCAACAGCAACGUUAUGAAGCCGGUUGUUGGCUGGUCGCGGGGUGCAUUCCUUUCAAGUACAGAAGCUUUGCGGACAACGAGGAUGGCAAAUCUGAGAAAGUUGUUGAGGUUUUAAUGAUAAACGCAAACAGUGGACCUGGUCUUCUCUUCCCGAAGGGUGGCUGGGAAACUGAUGAAACUGUUGAAGAGGCAGCAGCACGGGAAGCUCUAGAAGAAGCUGGAGUUCGAGGUGAUUUGCUGCAUUUUCUGGGACAAUACGAAUUCAAAAGCAAAACCCUCCAAGACAAGUUUAGUCCAGAAGGUUUGUGUAAAGCUUCCAUGUUUGCUUUGCUUGUGAAAGAGGAGCUCCAAUGUUGGCCAGAACAGAACACUCGACAGAGAAGUUGGCUUACCAUUCCUGAAGCUGGAGAGUGCUGUCGGUAUAAAUGGAUGAAAGAUGCCCUCGAGGAACGUUUUACAAAAUGGCUUGAUGAUCAAAUGAUUAGCAGAUCAAAGAAAGCCAAUGAUGUAAAUUCGUCUGCUUCAUCUCCGGAAGAGCAUUGAACAGGACCAAAAAAAUGAAGAUAAAGAGCAUUUGAGUAGUUCAUUCAUGUAGAAGAAGCACCAGUCCGAAGGUGAUUUUGGUGCUCUCUCUCUCUCUCUCUCUCUAGGGUUUGGUAUAGGACACUACAAAUGCUUGUGCUUUCGGCAUGCAGAGAGAUGUUUACUGGAAAUCUAUGUUGGGUCCUUCUGUUCAUUUCCUUGAUGCUGCUCAUUUCUAAUUCAUUCUACAUUGGUUAAUGUGUUUCACAGAAAAAGCUCGCUUUCCAUGAACUAGAGAAGCUAAGAUGUAGGUUAAUUAUUUUUCGAUUCAUGCUUCAGGGAAUGAAACCGCCUUGCGGCCAGGCCACACUUGGCUGCAUUCUAUGA